AUGCUAGAACGAGUUAAUGCUUUGCCUUUGGUUGACCGAAUUGGGGCCUAUUCGCAUAUUUUAGGAUUGGGUGAAGUUAAGUUAGGAUUGGGUGAUAGUAAGGUAAUGGGAGACCAAAUGAGUGCUGGGAAAGAGUUAAGUGAUGAUAGUUGUGGAUUAGUUGGACAAGUUCAAGCCCGGCAAGGACUUAAACUCUUGCAAAAGCUGGCGGCUAGUAAUCAAGGAAGACUAGCUAUUUUAGCGGGACCGGCUGGAAGUGGUAAAGGUGCCCUAUUAGCCGGAUUAAAGGCUGAGUUAAAACGAGAGGAAGUGCCAUGUACUGUUUUGUCUGGUAGUGAGAUACACUCUUCUGCACUGAGUAAGACAGAAAUUCUGAUGCAAGGCAUUAGACAGUCCUUGGGCAUGCGAGUGAAAGAGAUAAGCCGGAUUAUUGAAGGAGAAGUAGUUGAGAUUAGUGUAGAUAGAGAGAGGGGUAGCUCCGGGAAGAUUGUUUUGAAAACAACUGAUAUUGAAGGUAUCUUUACUUUGGGAGAGAAGAUGUUGCUGGCUUUAUACCAAGAAAGAGUUGAAAUUGGCGAUGUCGUGCGGAUUAACAAAACAACCGGUACAGUACAGCGCUUAGGCCGAGCUCUUUCUAAGGCAAAGGAUCACGAACUGAUUGGACCAAACAAUCAGUUUAUACCUACUCCGGAAGGGGAACUACUAACUACGCGUGAGGAAAGACAUACUGUUACUUUUCAUGAGAUAGAUCUUAUCAAUUGUGAGCACUUAGGUCCUUCUUCUGUUCAUCGUAGUGCGCUGGAGAUUCCGGCGGAAGUACGGGAAAGUGUAGAUGCUUCUAUGAAAGAAUGGGUAGAGGAAGGAAAGGGCGAAUUAGUUACGGGUAUGUUAUUUAUUCCAGAGUCGCACUUACUGGAUUUAGAGUGCUAUGCUUUUCUUAAUACAGUAAGUGAACUAAGACAAAGUCCGGUGGUUAUUCUAGCGACAGAUCGUGAACUUGGUAUUCCUCGAGGGGGUUGUGAGUCUUGGCCUUUUGGCGUACCUAGUGACUUCUUCUCACGGGCUCUGCUGAUUCAAACGACGGUUUAUAGUUUAGAUGAGGUGCAAGCUAUUGUGCGUUUGCGUUUGAAUUUAGAAACGGUGAAUGCUGAUGAAGAAACAGUACGGGCAUUAGCUGAACUUGGCCAGUCGCAAGGUCUUCGUUAUUGCUUUAGUCUUAUCUCAAUUCUUGAUGUACUAACUCAGCGCCAAAACCGGCCAACUACUCGAGAGAGUCUAGAUCUGGCCAAAUCCCUUUUCCCGCCUAAUGCCAACUAG
This is a messenger RNA of Nematocida homosporus, 1317 nucleotides long. Its product is annotated as RuvB-like protein 2. Gene Ontology annotation, molecular function: DNA helicase activity; ATP binding. The record is from RefSeq and is a predicted model, not a curated record. The transcript has a single exon. Bases 1 to 1317 code for a protein of 438 amino acids. Lineage: Eukaryota; Fungi; Microsporidia. Gene Ontology annotation, cellular component: Ino80 complex; R2TP complex; NuA4 histone acetyltransferase complex. Gene Ontology annotation, biological process: chromatin remodeling; box C/D snoRNP assembly; regulation of transcription by RNA polymerase II.